GAUAGUCUUGCGCCGCCUGCAACCGGUUUUACUACACAAUCCGCCAUUUUUUCAGUGCCGCAUCCGUUUCUUCAAACAAAACAUCGAUAAACAAUAUUAACGUUUAAUUGUGGCUGUGGAAGUGCAAUAAUUCAACUGCAGUUCACGUAUCACGAUGACGAGCAGUACUGCUAGUGCUUUUAAGUUCAUCGACGGACUGAAAGAUGUGGAGCAGCUUGUUACUUUCGCGAAACUCGCUGAGCAAGCCGAACGUUAUGAUGAUAUGGCGAGAUCCAUGAGGAAGGUCACAGAAUUGGAGGGUAAAUUAACCCAAGAGAAGCGAAACCUUUUGUCUGUGGCUUACAAAAAUGUUGUUGGUGCACGCCGAUCAUCGUGGCGUGUUAUCUGCAUGAUUGAGCAAAAGGCAGAAAAUGAAAAACGGAAGGCUAUUGCUCAAGAGUUCCGUGUGAAAGUGGAGUCUGAACUGGAUGCCACAUGUAACGAGGUGCUUGGCUUGUUAGAAAAGCACCUGAUUACCGAUGAGUGCACAGAUGAAGAGAAAGUUUUUUACCUCAAAAUGAAAGGUGAUUAUUUCCGUUAUAUUGCUGAAUACAAGUCUGAGCAGGGUCCAGAACGUAUAACUGCUAUUACAAAUGCUGAAGAAGCUUAUUCUAGAGCCAUGGAGCAUGCUAAGAAAAACAUGCCUUCUACACAUCCAAAUCGUCUGGGUCUUGCUCUCAAUUACUCAGUCUUCUACUAUGAGAUCCUAAACUCACCAGAUAAGGCUUGUAAUUUGGCCAAAGAAGCUUUCGACGAAGCCAUUAGCGAUUUGGAGAAAUUACAAGAAAAUGAUUGUAAAGACAGUACUCUGAUAAUGCAGCUUCUUCGUGACAAUCUUACCCUGUGGACAUCAGAUAAUCAGGCUGAAAAUGGUGAUGACUAAUCAGAUCUGAAACAAAUAAAAGAAAUGUUAAACUUGUGAGAGGGUUCGUUGAGGAGACUUGAUGAGCAUGUGCAGUUAUCAAAUGACUAGUUCUUCUUUGACUGUCUUUGCUGUGAUGCAGCUUAUAAUCUUCUUGAUUCUUAGGACAAUACUUACAUUCAGAUCAAUUCAAUGCUACAAACAGUUGUCUGGACUCUGAUUAUUUCAUGAAGUGAUUCUAUCUGCCUUGAUGCACAAUUAUUAAAGUUGUCAAAGAGACAUUUAAAUUAAUAUUUUUCAUAUCAGUUUUUUUUUUUUAAAUUUCAAGAAAUUUUUCAAAUGAAGUUCAAUAUUACUUUCAUUUUAAUUAGCCUAUUGUUAUCCUUCUAACAUUAGAUCUAUUUCAGUACAGGAUUAUUAUAUAAGUAGGCCUAGGCUAUUGUCUUUAUAUAAUUAUAUUUAUACAGUUCUGUAUGUUGCUAUCUUUACUUUAGUGCUGACAGGAUAGUUGUACAUGUAAACAUUUUAUUAGUCUUUGGGUCCUGAAAUUAUUGAAUAUUAUAAAGUUAAAACAUUAAAUUAUCUACUUAAGUUACUUUAAAUAAAAUUAUUCCAUGUUGCCUUUUUCAGUACCCUUAGAAGUAUUUUAAUUGAAAAAUUUAAGUGUGGAAAGCCCCUUUUUUCUCCUUUUGUUUUUAAAUACAAUUUUAAGAUAUUUCUCACAUUUUACAGGCAUUCUUGAAAAUGGUGUUAUGUAUGUAAUAUCUCUUCAGUGUUUUCCAACUAUACUUAGCUGAACAAUGCCAAUAGUGUGGUUAAUUAACUGAUUAAGAAUUUUAACUUUAGUAAAUCUGCUGGUAUUGAUUUUAUCAAUAUAUCUCACUGACCUUUUGUCAAUGAGUUGCCUUGUCAUUCCUUGAGAAAGCCUCACUGUAUGCAUUGUCUUGUGGUCUAAUUUCAAGCUAUAUUUAGAAACAAAUAGUGAUGUUAAUUACUGUAGUUUUAGUAUGGGCUCAUUUUAUGACAAAAAUUUACUUAGUAUUAUAAACGUACUGUAUAACUUAAUUCGAUAGUAGCACUUUUAUUUUGGAAUGGGAAUACUUCACACACUAUUUAUAAAUUUUAGUUGUAUACUGCUAGGUAAACUUAACUUACAUAAUAUAUUAUAUCCUAAACCAUCAUUUCAACAUGACAAUUUCAAGCCAUUGGUCUCUUAUUUUUAGAGUUUUAAAAGCUGUUUUACAGCUUGUGAUACUUUUAAUAGCAUGUUCUUUAGCAAUUCAGUCUCCCUCGUCCUCUACAGGAUAUAAUUGUUAUGACUGUUGUAAAGUGUGGAUGAUCAGGUGAAUUAUGCAUAGCAUUCACUAACAAAUAUCAAAUGUUUUUGCUUUGUAACAACAUUUUCAAGGCCAACUUAUUUCCUGUUCAUCAUAUAAUCUUGCUUACUGUAGUUGGGGUAAAACACAUGUCAGAAUUAAUUCCAUUAUGGAAAGGGUGAGGCAUAAAAAUUUAAAUUUUUGAAAUUUUACAUACCGGUAUUUUAAAAAGAAAAUUACAUUACAGUAAAGUUCAAUUGUCAUAGUCUCAUGUGCUAAAGCUGAGAGUGCUAUUCAAUAAAUUUUCUAUACUCAUAUUUAUAAUCAUUAGUAAUUUUAGCUUUUGAAAUUCAUAAAAUCUAAUUUUGUUACAUUUAUUACCCUGUUUUUAUAGCUUUUAAAUAUGUUUAUCAUGAAAAAUAAAAUGUCAUCAUUGC
Messenger RNA from Lymnaea stagnalis (great pond snail), 2654 nucleotides. The record is from the annotation of a GenBank genome assembly. NCBI's taxonomy places the organism in Eukaryota, Metazoa, Mollusca, Gastropoda, Lymnaeidae.